This is a messenger RNA of Boeremia exigua, 1536 nucleotides long. Its product is annotated as galactosyl transferase GMA12/MNN10 family-domain-containing protein. The record is from RefSeq and is a predicted model, not a curated record. Lineage: Eukaryota; Fungi; Ascomycota; Dothideomycetes; Pleosporales; Didymellaceae. The annotation marks the transcript as partial. Gene Ontology annotation, molecular function: glycosyltransferase activity. Gene Ontology annotation, biological process: protein N-linked glycosylation. Gene Ontology annotation, cellular component: Golgi membrane. The transcript has 3 exons.
AAAGGCACGCUGGCUUCUCAAUCCUCUUUCUCCAGUAACGCUGGCCAACGCCGACGGCGCUCAUCUGCCGCAAGAACGCAACCACCAAAUCUCAAUCUUGGCCUCCCCAACCGGCUAGGGACGACAAGUGGCCUCUCGGGUGGCUCAUUGGGCGACGGCCUGCCCACCAUCCCCGGCACACCAGCGGCCGACAUGUCAAGAUCGCCUUCACCUAGACCUGGCGGCUGGUCGAGUCCUGGCCUGAACACUCCGUACGAUUCAGGCGGGGCCAAUGGCUCGUCGCACAAUGUGACCUGGGCUUCUGCCCAGGCGCGGAGCGCUGAGGUGAAGGGAUACCCAGGCUUCAACCCGAGGAACCAGGGCUUCUUCGCCAAACACUUCCGCAGGAUAUCCACAAGCCUGCCCAUGAGCUACGGCGACAAGGAGAAACUUGGUCGUGGGCGGACUCAGGGCAAUAAAUUGACGCAGAUGGUGAACCGCGUUGGCUGGAAUCUCUGGCGUUUGAGACGGUCACUAGGGGUGGUUCUGUUCAUCCUCCUCAGCAUCAUCAUAUUCUACGCGACACCUCUACACCGAACAUACCGACGAUCUGCACUUUUCGGCGGCGGCAGUAAAUACGUUGUGAUCCUCGCAGCAAACCAGGGUGGAGGUGUCAUGGAGUGGAAGGGUCCUCGCGAAUGGGCCAUUGAGCGCGACAGCGUCAAGAACAAGAAGAAGUAUACCAAGAAGUGGGGAUACGACCUCGAGAUCGUGGACAUGAGCACCAAGAAGCGCUAUGCCCACGAGUGGAGAGAAAGCUGGGAGAAAGUGGACACUAUCCGCAACGCCAUGCGGAAAUACCCACAGGCUGAGUGGUUCUGGUGGCUUGAUACCAACACCUUCAUCAUGGAACCGUCCUACUCUCUCCAGAGCCACAUCUUCAAGAACCUGCAAGACAUCACAUACCGCGAUAUCAACGUAUACAACCCCCUCAACAUCUCACACCCUCUGACCGACGAAUAUCUUGAUCUCGAGACGCGGUCACCGGUCGGUGAUGGUCGAGUCGAGUCUAUCAAUAUGCUAGUACCACAGGACUGCGGUGGGUUCAACUUGGGCUCAUUCAUGUUGCGAAGGAGUGUCUGGACCGACCGACUUCUAGAUAUCUGGUGGGAUCCUGUUGGCUACGAGCAGAAACAUAUGGAGUGGGAACACAAGGAGCAGGACGCUUUCGAAUACAUGUAUCAGAACCAGCCAUGGAUUCGACCGCAUGUCGCUUUUCUUCAGCAACGCAAGAUCAACAGCUUCCCACCCGGUGCGUGUGGCGAUGGUGGCGACGAUGUCAGCAUCCACUACAGGGAACAAGAUCGCGACUUCCUGGUCAAUAUGGCUGGUUGUGAGUGGGGUCGCGACUGUUGGGCUGAGAUGUACAACUACCGCCAACUCAGUAACCGUCUGAAUCGGAACCCUUGGGAAAAAUUUAAGGACGGGAUCAGCGACUUCUUCAAGAAGCCGGCGAAGAAGGAGGAGAAGAAGAAGAAGGAAGAGAAGAAGAACUGA